UGUUUACAGGAGCUUACAACUGCCUACAGACCCUCACAAUGCUUUUCAAGGUUGCUGCAAUGAUGAUGAUGGUGAACGCGGCCCUACCUUUCCCUUCCGACAUGUACGCCCCAGCACCACAACCUCAACACAUGGACGGAAUGCCAUAUAAUUUCGCAUACGCUGUAAAGGACCAAUACAGUGGCAAUGACUUCAGCCAUAACGAAGACUCCGAUGGCAAGAAUGUCAUGGGAACUUACUCGGUGCAGCUCCCCGAUGGCCGAAAGCAAACGGUCAACUACAAGGCAGACCAUUCCCAAGGCUACCUGGCUGAGGUUAAUUAUCUCGGAGAGGCUCAGUACCCUCACGUGUAUGGUCCUGCCGUCACCUUCAAGCCCCAGCCUUCUUACAAUCCUCAGCCUCAGCCUGAACCUGCACCUUCGUACGAACCUCAGCCUGUAGAACCACCACAACCGUCAUACCAGCCUCAGCCUGUACACGAACCCGAGCCUGUAAUCAUGGCUAUGCACAUGCCCGCACAGAUGUCUCAAUCUAUGUACCAGUAAUCGUUAUUUUGUACUGUUGUUAAACUUGUUAUUAGUUAGUGAUUGUUUUCUCCAAUAAAAUUCAAAGAAAAGCAA
Penaeus indicus is the source of this 620-nucleotide messenger RNA. Its product is annotated as cuticle protein 7-like. Gene Ontology annotation, cellular component: extracellular matrix. The record is from RefSeq and is a predicted model, not a curated record. The coding region runs from base 39 to 545 and encodes 168 amino acids. The transcript is spliced from 4 exons. Lineage: Eukaryota; Metazoa; Arthropoda; Malacostraca; Decapoda; Penaeidae.